UCGAGAAGUUUACAAUUGGAAUAUUUUAUUUUUGUAUUUCUUAUUUAAAACGAAUUUAUUACAUACAUCGUAUUGUUAAUUUUGAAGUAACUCCUUCCGUGGCUGAGUAGAAUUAUCAAAAAUACAAAAAGUGAAUACUAACCUAAAACUAUGUUUCGGUUACCGGUUAAAUGUAGAAUGCACAGUUCUUGGAUACGUUUCAAAAGUUCUAGUAGUUUCAUAAGAAGCACUUUUAUAGAUUACUUUGUGAGCCAACACGGCCAUAAACAUGUAAAGUCCAGUUCUGUUUUGCCGCUAUUUGAUCCCACUGUGCCCUUUGUAAAUGCUGGUAUGAAUCAGUUCAAAGGUGUAUUCCUUGGUAAUGUAGACCCUCCAUAUCCUCGAGUAGUGAACUCACAAAAGUGUGUCCGUGUCGGAGGCAAACAUAAUGAUCUUGAUGUUGUCGGGACCGAUGGACACCAUCACACAUUCUUCGAGAUGCUUGGCAAUUGGUCCUUUGGUGAUUAUUACAAGAAAGAAGCUUGUCAGAUGGCGUGGGACUUACUACUAGGUCCGUACAGGCUAAAACCUGAGAAUUUAGUUGUCACAUACUUUUCUGGUGACGCUGUUAUUGGACUCCCUGAAGAUAAAGAAUGCAGGGAUAUUUGGAAACAAAUUGGUGUCCCCGAAAGCAGGCUACGUGGACUGGGUGCCGCCGAUAACUUUUGGGAGAUGGGCGUCACCGGACCCUGCGGGCCGUGUACGGAGAUACACUACGUGCACCCAGACGGGACUCUCACGGAGAUCUGGAAUCUAGUGUUUAUACAAUGCAACAGAGAAUCGAACGGCAGUGUGUCUGCGUUGCGGCGGCAGCACGUUGACACUGGCCUGGGCCUGGAGCGGGCCGCCGCGCUGCUGCAGGGCGUGCCCACCAACUACCACACCGACCUGUUCCAGCCCAUCAUACAAGCCAUACACAAGAACAGCAAAGGUACACCGGCAUACAGCCAUCGGUACGGACCAGAGGCUACUUUAGACACCGCUUACAGACGGUUGGCCGACCACGCACGCAUGGUGGCUGUUUGUUUGGCGGACGGCGCGUUCCCUGCUGCCAACUUAAAUCUAAAACAGGUCAUGCGGAAAUCAUUCAAAAUAUCAACAGAUGUAUUCCAUAACCCUCGCUUACUUGCCUGUCUGUAUGACGAAGUAAUGAAUACUCUUGGCACAACAUAUCCAGAACUGGAAACCAAAGAGAAGGAUGCCAAAGUGAUCAUCGAACAUGAGAUGCAAGCGUACGAGAAGAUGAGGGCCGGCCUCGCGAAGAAGUGGAGGGACCUGGUCAAGCAAUAUCCGGAAGUUGAAGUGUUGAGUGACGUGGAAUUAGGUGGUUUUGCGUUGGGUUAUAAGGAGUUUAAAGAGACGGUGUCUAAACAAAAUGCAACAGUAAUACCAGGGGAUUUAGUUUUCAAAUUGUAUGACACACAUGGUUUCCAAGAGGAACUAAUUGAGAGGAUAGCUAAAUUAAACAGCUUGGAAAUAGACAAAAAGGAAUUCUGGAAACUUCUGUCACAGCACAAAUCUAGACAUAAGACAGCCUUUAAAGAACAGAGUUCUAACAAAGGCUUAUUGUUUGAUCAAACCAUAGAGAAACUUAUUAAAAGUGGUACGACAUCAACGAACGACUCGCACAAAUAUGAGUACUUAGUCAUAGACAACAAAAUUCAAUUCGAACCGUUGAAGACUAAUGUAGUAGCAAUUUUGAAUGAAGACUGCGAAUGGAUAGACUAUUUAGAACCAUGUGAAAGCAGACCUUAUUAUUUAGUAACAAAAGACACAAAUUUCUAUUGCGAAGAAGGAGGUCAAAUCGCUGACCGUGGUAUUAUACGACUAAAUAAAGAUGUGGCCUUAAAAGUAGAUAGCGUUUUCAAGAUUCGAGGCUUCGUAUUUCAUAAGGGUUAUUUCGAAGCGAACAAAGGUGGAGAUUGUAAUUAUAUAAAUUAUAAAAGUGAUGUAAGUUUAGAAAUAGAUAGUGCUAGAAGACUGAAUAUAAUGAGAAAUCAUACCGGUGUUCACUUGUUGAAUGCGGCUAUAAAACAAGUCCUACCAAAUAGUGUGGUGUGUCAAAUUGGUUCUGGUGUAACCGAGAAAGGGCUGUAUUUAAAUUUGUCGGUUUACGGCGAGAAAUUGUCGCAAGAUGUAGUGUUGCAGGCACAAGAAUUAAUAAGGCAAUCGAUCCAGGCGAAUGCUCAUGUGGAAACCAGGCUAGUGGAGGACCCUCAAGUGGUGGAGACGGAGCUGGUGACCACGGUGCCCGGACAGGUGUACCCUGAGAGUGGGCUGCGGCUGGUGGGAGUGAAGGCGCCGCUGCUCUCCAAAGAACUAUGCUGUGGAACACACGUGCCCUCUACCGGAAUUAUUGAAGACUUCUGCAUCACCAACGUUAAAGGUGCCGGUGGCAACACGCCCACCAUACACGCGCUUACCGGAGACGCCGCUAAACAGGUACGCGAACUCUUCUGCCGAGCAGAGAAGCUAGAGCAAGUUAUCGAUCUGGUCAGCUCCGAGCGUCGUGAAGAAGAAAUAUCCCGCAUAAAACAGCAGCUUCUAGAACUUUGCGGGUCUACCGGGGCGCCGUACGGCGAGCACGCACAUUGUCUCGCGCGCGUCAAUACGUUACUGAAGAGAGAUGUUAAUAAGAACGAGAUGGCAUUACAGGCUAUCGCGGAAGCGGAAGUGCGCGAGGUGUUCGCGGAGGCGCAAAACGCUGGUCGGAAUUUUGUGGUGCACUUCCUGCGGUGCUCGUACCUGAUGCAAGCGGACGGCUUGGCGCAGGCACUGGCCGCUGGCGGAGCCCUGACCGCCGGCGGAGCGCCCGACGAUGGGACGCAGGCGCCGUCGCUGCUGCUGGGCUGCGCCGGAGGUAACAUCCUCGCCACGUGCAGGGUGCCGCAGGGGAUGGUGAACUCGUCGUUCUGCGCAGAGCGGUGGCUCGGCUGCGUUGCAGCGGUGUUUGGUUCCAAACUACGGACCACCGCAGGCAUCGAACCCACACUCUACGCAGAAAUGACUGCCGCUAAGGUAAGCCUAAUAAACUGCGAGCAACUGGUGCAAGACGCAAUGCUAGUAGCCAUCAAGUAUGCUCAAGCACACAUCAAACACAACGGGCACAGUAGCGACACACGUGGGCAGAAUAGUAAAAACAGACAACACAACUAAUGUUGAAUAUCUCUUAGAUUUGUUUGUAGAAACGACGACUAAGUGUGGACACACACUAUUCAGUUGGUAUUCGAUUGGUGCAUUUGGUAGUUAUGCCCCGCCCCUUUCGGUAAUGCGCCAAUAAGAAUGAAGAUGCACAGAACAAUCGUCUCACUAAGUCGAAUGUGUGAAUGGUACUAAACUGUAGAUUAGCAGUAAACCUGGUGGACUUAAACUCCCUUCAGUUGACAUAAUUUGCUUUCGAUAGCGUGUAGAUCUUGGGCUCAGAAAAUAAUAAUUAAUUCACUUGAAAAAAUAAUUUGAAAUCUUUAAUUUUAUUCAAUAGAAUAAUUGUUAUUGUUAAAUAAAAACAAAUAGUUGCUAUUAAAUUCAUUUUUCUGUAUAUACUUCUAAAUGAUGACUGAUUUAUAUGGGCAAUUUUUUUAUAUUUUUAGUUAGUACUGCCAUGUUGUUACUCGUAGACUUGCCUAGCCGCUCAGCCCGCACAGUACUCCUUUCAGAUUUGACACUGGGCAUGAGUUACAACUUAAAAACACAAUAGCUGCCUUUACACGUACACUCUUUCUUACAUACUUCACACGCGAAUCGGCUUUCACACAGGAAUGAAUGUGCAUAAUGUAGACAAAGAGAACGAGAAAGAGAGUCUGCGCGUCGCCAGUGAGCGCAUCCCACGUACAGCAAUCGUGCGUGCUUUAGCGCCAUUUUGUAAUAAUUAAUUCUCAUUAUAAAACGUGUUAUAGAAAAUAAAUUCUGUGGAAUCAAAUAUAAAAUUUGAAAAGAAUGGGAAAUUACUUAAAACAUACGUGCAAUCACACACAUACAAAUUGCGAGUGAUUACUCGUGUGCGCGCUCUGGUUAUUCCUCUCUAGAUCGCACGUGAAAGAACGUGUCGUGUAAAGACAGCUAUUAGUGACGUCAUAAAUCAAUCAGGACUUCUUUCGGUUAAGGGGUAUAAUAGUCACGUAUAGGCCAACCUUCAACGUAAAGAAUGUCUGUCCCGUCUGUUUGUCAGGACUGAAAGGGCUAAGGAAUUUCAAUCAAUAGUGCAGUGUAGUGUGUGUAGUGUAAAAAAAUUUGAUAAAGGUAUUGUAAUGUUGUCUGUAUCAAUGUGUAAAUUAACAUGUAGUUAUUAUAUUAAUAUUAGUUUGGGAGUCCAUUGCUCAGUAAAUAAUAUUUGUGAUAAUAACGUCUAAUACUAAAUUAUAUGGAAAUUAGUCAAUAGAAUAAUGAGUAUAGAAUAAUUUAUAUUUUGGAAUAAAUUCGGUAGUUAGUAACAAUGGCAACAUAGACAAAGACGCAUGGCGGAAUUAGAGGUAUACUUUGUUUCUUUUGCAGGUGUUAAAAAAAAAUAUAACAGUAGUAUUUUGUUUAUGGUUCUUGAGAUUAUUAUGUAUUAUUUUUUUUAUAUAAAUAUGGAUAUUGAAAUUAUAGAAUGAUUUGAAAAGUCUUUUAAAUUGAACUAGUCUUCCUUUUAUGCUUAGAUAUUAACUACCUCUUAUGUUUUUGUAAAUAUACGACAUCGCACAGAA
Achroia grisella is the source of this 4724-nucleotide messenger RNA. RefSeq names its product alanine--tRNA ligase, mitochondrial (gene AlaRS-m). Gene Ontology annotation, molecular function: aminoacyl-tRNA deacylase activity; ATP binding; nucleic acid binding. Bases 151 to 3195 code for a protein of 1014 amino acids. The record is from RefSeq and is a predicted model, not a curated record. Gene Ontology annotation, biological process: alanyl-tRNA aminoacylation; tRNA modification. Gene Ontology annotation, cellular component: mitochondrion; cytoplasm. Lineage: Eukaryota; Metazoa; Arthropoda; Insecta; Lepidoptera; Pyralidae. The transcript is spliced from 14 exons.